UUAAAACUUUGCUUGUGCCAGAUGGAAGUUUAUAUAGUACAGUUACUUAUGGUUAUCAGACGCAAUGCGCUGUGGGUGUAUGCUGUGAUUAAAGGGUGCACGAUUUAGUUAUACUGUGUGAAUGAGCUCUGCAUACACUCUUCUACACCUUGUUUAAGCUAUUGGUGAAACAUUUUUUUAGUAAAGUAAGUAGGGGCAAGAUGAGAUAACAUUUGGGGUAAGAUGAGACACAAACGUAAUAUACAAAUAUUCUGAUCGUGGUUUAAACAAAUAACAACGGUCUAUGGGAGUCGUUAAUAAUUCUUGGAAGUCGGUAAUAUAAUUCCUUGAAUGCUCCUUCAUUACUACCAAAUGGGACGAGAAAAUGGUAUAAAAACAUGUCCCUUCUUCUCCCAACCUACUAUAUCAUUUAUUAAGUUCUUGUAUUUCCUAUGGAUGCUUCGGUGUAUAAGGUAAUCAACCCAAUGAGCAAUGGAUUUAAGUUUAAGCAUGUUAAGUUUAAACGAACACAGAAGUUCAAAAGAAGAUUUCAAAUGUGAUACCAGUACCAAUCAUAACGAUGAACAAAUUCCGGAACAGAAAAAUGGCGGCUGGGGAUGGGCGGUUGUUAUAGCUGGUAUGGGAUUUACUUCAAUAAAAUCUAGCUUUGAAAGGAGUUUCCCUUUGUUUUACGAAAGCAUUAUGGACGAGUACAAUGUCAAUUACUCUCAAGUUUCCCAGAUCCUUGCACUGUAUUUCAUCUCUUAUGGUGUGCUUAGCAUAUGUGGGCAUAUGUUAGCGAACAGAAUCGGAUGCAGAAACUGCGUUAUGUUGCUCGGUACAGUGGCCUCCGCAUCUUGCUUUGUAGCUUCACUGCCUGGACCGUUUUGGAAACUUGUGCUUUGUUAUGGUGCAGUACCAGGUGCAUGCCUUGGCAUUCAGAUGGUGUGUAGCCACGCAGCAGUGAACAUGUAUUUCCCUACUAAGAAAUCGUUGGCUUUUCAAAUCCUAUUACUCGGGUUCGGAUUUGGACCGUUGAUACUCGGUCCCGCUUUCGCCGCACUUAUCAUCGAAUAUACAUGGAAUGGAGCAUUAAUGAUAAUCGCAGGUGUCUUGUUUCAAGUUACAGCAGCUGGCGCCGUCAUGCGGCCGUUACUUCGUGUAAAUGAAGCUGGUGCCCUUCAGCCCAAAAUCAGGAUCGACGACAAUAAAAAUGAGUUGAAACAGAUUAAAAUUGUAACAAAUUCUUCAUCUGGAUGGCUUACCUAUGCGAAGGCCAAUUUUGGCCUGGAACUAUUUUGCCACCUAACUUUCUACGUUAAUAUCUUGCAAUAUCUGUUCCAUGUCCUGGCUCUAUAUUGCUCUUUAUCAUUUUUGGUUCCGCUAGCCACAAUUCGAAUUGGGCCUGUAAAGGCAUCAUUUCUUAUAUCGGCUGAAGCUAUCGGCGAAAUUGCUUCCAAAAUAACUUGUGGGAUUCUUUUUAGCAAAAUUCACCAUUCAAAGUUCAAAUUAAUAGCGUGUUUUCAGUAUCUCGUUCUUGCCGUAUUGUUCGUUGUAUUGCCAUGGAUUACGAGUUAUCCUUUGCUCGUGGCCACAUGCGCCGCAACCGGCUUAUUUGCCGGCAGUUUAGACGGAAUAUUUUAUCAAAUUUCGGCCCAAAUGUUUGGCGACGACCUAUAUCCAUCACUAGUCGGAUAUAGUGCAACGUUUUGUUAUGGCUGUGCAACUGGAGCUACAAUUUUAAUAGGUCACAUAGUGGACAUUACUGAAGACGUAUCCAGUGCGUUUUACUUCGGCGGUUUCUCGUAUUUCCUAGCAGCAGUUGUAAUGUUUCUAUUACACAAACUUACAACUGAUGAAAACAAUCAUAGAUGA
This is a messenger RNA of Ciona intestinalis (vase tunicate), 1854 nucleotides long. NCBI's taxonomy places the organism in Eukaryota, Metazoa, Chordata, Ascidiacea, Phlebobranchia, Cionidae. The record is from RefSeq and is a predicted model, not a curated record.